UGCUCCUUAUAUCGAUGGUGUUAACCUCGGGCCCCACACAAACACACACACAUACGCACGCGGUGUAUCGUGUUGUUUUUACGCCGCGGCGAGACAGGUGUCGUCUUUCGCCGUUAUAUUUUUUCUCCGUUGUUCUCUUGUGUGUGUAUUCUACUGUUGUUAUUUGGAGUUGUGCUUUUUCUCUUCGGCAGAGAAUCGCAACCACGAGUACUAUUUAUUAUUGAUUUCACAGUGUGAGUGAACAGAUUUGUUUACGUUGUUUCCUUGAUAGUAUCUGACAGUAUGAGUGCAAGGAGUAUACGAUAGUAACCUUGACUUUCCUGUGGACUGAUUCUUGGGGAUUUGGUGUUUUUGGUCACGCAACAGUGAAACUCCGGCAUAUAAAAGCAACAACCGUGUACUGUGAUAAUUGUUCCAGUUCUUUGUGCUGCGAUUCUAUUCCGUUCGUGGAGAUCUUUAUGAAGUGUUGUUCUGGACGAAAAUUGUGGCAGCUGACCUCACAUGCUUGACUUGACCUCUUGUCGGAUAGCCAAAUGUUGUGAGCCUGACGGUGCUGCACUGUGACCCGCAGAAAUGAAGCGCAUGCAGGCAAUCGUCAGCGGGAAGAAGAAACAAUGCACCAAGUUGCCCACCCCGGCCCAGAAAGGCAAGAAAGGGGUGGGCACGCCCCCGUCAGCCACGCCCACCGCCACCCAAACCACGCCCACCACCCACCAAACCACGCCCAGCUCCGGGUCGGCUAACAAGAGUCCGGGUAAGGACUCUAGCGCCGGUUCCAAGGGUGCGGGUUCGAAACUCCCCGUGGGUGCAGCCGCCAGCACCGCCUCCAUAGCCAGCAGCGCGGACACGGGCACGAGUACCAUCACCGGCGGUAGUAACAGCAGCGGUUCCAGCGGCCAGAGAGUACCUUCUAGAAUCCCAG
This is a messenger RNA of Aplysia californica (California sea hare), 922 nucleotides long. RefSeq names its product transcription factor Sp8. Lineage: Eukaryota; Metazoa; Mollusca; Gastropoda; Aplysiida; Aplysiidae. Gene Ontology annotation, biological process: regulation of transcription by RNA polymerase II. The record is from RefSeq and is a predicted model, not a curated record. Gene Ontology annotation, molecular function: RNA polymerase II cis-regulatory region sequence-specific DNA binding; DNA-binding transcription factor activity, RNA polymerase II-specific.